Molecule: messenger RNA, 1026 nt
Organism: Limanda limanda (common dab)
Lineage: Eukaryota; Metazoa; Chordata; Actinopteri; Pleuronectiformes; Pleuronectidae
Gene: pou4f3
Product: POU class 4 homeobox 3
Exons: 2
Coding region: 1-1026 (341 amino acids)
Biological process (GO): regulation of transcription by RNA polymerase II
Molecular function (GO): DNA-binding transcription factor activity, RNA polymerase II-specific; RNA polymerase II cis-regulatory region sequence-specific DNA binding
Source: RefSeq, a predicted model, not a curated record
AUGAACGGGAAGCAGCACUUCUCCAUGCACCCGGCCCUCCACGAGCCCAAGUACCCCGGCCUGCACUCGGGCUCGGAGGGCAUGCGCAGAGUCUGUCUGCCCCCCUCGCAGCUGCAGGGCAAUCUGUUCGGAGGCUUUGAUGAGAGCCUGCUGGCACGGGCAGAGGCUCUGGCGGCUGCUGACAGCAUCGUCUCUCACGGCAAGAGUCACCCGUUCAAACCCGACGUGACUUACCAUACCAUGAGCAGUGUCCCCUGCACCUCAGCCUCCUCCUCGUCCUCCACCACCGGGCCCAUCUCCCACCACCACCACCACCACCACCUCGGACAGACCCUGGAUGCCGGGGACCUCCUGGAGCACCUCUCCACCAGCCUGGCCGUGACCGGGAUGGGUGCUCCGGAGCCUCCGGGGGGGAUGACGGCGGCGCACCACCACCAGCACCCGCACCACCACCUGCAGACCAUGGGGCAGCUGCACCAGGCGAUGGCCAACAUGGCCCACCCCCACUCCCUGUCGGUGCACGGCGGCAUGGCGUGCGUCAACGACGUGGAGUCGGAUCCCCGGGAGCUGGAAGCCUUCGCGGAGCGGUUCAAGCAGAGGAGGAUCAAACUCGGGGUGACCCAGGCGGACGUGGGGGGUGCACUGGCCAACCUCAAGAUCCCCGGGGUGGGGUCACUGAGCCAGAGCACCAUCUGCAGGUUCGAGUCCCUCACGUUGUCCCACAACAACAUGAUCGCGCUCAAGCCGGUGCUGCAGGCCUGGCUGGAGGAAGCCGAGGCUGCGCACCGGGAGAAGAGCAACAAGCCGGACCUUUUCAACGGGAACGAGAGGAAACGGAAGCGGACCUCCAUCGCGGCGCCGGAGAAGAGGUCUCUGGAGGCGUACUUCGCCAUCCAGCCGCGGCCCUCCUCGGAGAAGAUCGCGGCCAUCGCGGAGAAGCUGGACCUGAAAAAGAACGUGGUUCGAGUGUGGUUUUGCAACCAGCGGCAGAAACAGAAACGAAUGAAAUACUCUGCGGUGCACUGA